Molecule: messenger RNA, 795 nt
Organism: Tribolium madens (black flour beetle)
Lineage: Eukaryota; Metazoa; Arthropoda; Insecta; Coleoptera; Tenebrionidae
Gene: RpL13
Product: 60S ribosomal protein L13
Exons: 5
Coding region: 84-746 (220 amino acids)
Biological process (GO): translation
Cellular component (GO): cytosolic large ribosomal subunit; ribosome
Molecular function (GO): structural constituent of ribosome; RNA binding
Source: RefSeq, a predicted model, not a curated record
UCACGUGUCAAAUUUAGUGGCUGUCUUCUGUCAUUUUGUUGUCUGUUGUGUACCGCGUUGGUUCUUCCAUCAAAGGAUCAACCAUGGCGCCGAAAGGAAAUAAUAUGAUCCCGAAUGGGCACUUUCACAAGGACUGGCAAAGGUUUGUGAAGACUUGGUUCAACCAACCUGCGCGAAAAAUACGAAGGAAGCAAAACCGUAUCAAGAAAGCUAGGGCUGUAGCUCCUAGACCUGUAGCCGGGUCUUUGCGACCCAUCGUUAGGUGCCCCACAGUCAGGUAUCACACUAAAGUGCGUGCAGGGCGCGGAUUUACCUUACAGGAGUUGAAGGCCGCUGGAGUUAACAGCAAUUUUGCUAAGACUAUUGGCAUAGCUGUUGAUUACAGGAGGAGGAACAAGUCUAUUGAAUCUGUUCUCGUAAACGCGCAACGUUUGAAGGAAUACAAGUCGAAACUUAUUUUGUUCCCAAUCAAUAACAAGAAGAAGUUGAGGCCUGGUGAAGCCACUGAGGAAGAAAGAAAGGUCGCCACUCAAUUGACAUCUGAAGUGUUGCCUAUCCGCCAAUCAGCGGUCAGGACAAAAGCGAGGGUUCCAACUGAAGAAGAAAAGAACUUCAACGCUUUUAUCACUCUUAGAAAAGCGCGUGCUGAUGCUCGUUUUGUUGGUAUUCGUGCUAAGAGAGCAAAGGAAGCCGCCGAUAAUCCUGAUGAUGUAACAAAAGCGGCUAAGCCAAAAGGCAAGAAAUAAGACGUUUUUGUAUAAUUAAUUAAUUCUAAUAAAAAAUUGACACAACUGA